AUGGCUGUAAACCAGCAUUGGUACUUCGAAAUUGACGUAGAAUCCAUCGCCCCACAGAUAGGAGUAAUAGACCGAUAUGCAAGUGAUAAUGUGAACAAACUUCUUGUUGGAAAUAAGUGUGAUCUCACAGCACAGAAGGUAGUUUCCACAGAGACAGCUCAGGCUUUUGCUGAUGAAAUUGGCAUACCUUUCAUGGAAACAAGUGCAAAAAGUGCCACUAAUGUAGAACAGGCUUUCAUGGCUAUGGCUGCUUCAAUCAAGAACAGAAUGACAAGUCAACCUGCAAGAGCGGUUGUUGUUCAUCUUGAAAGGACGAAGCUCUGUUGCCUUAAUGAUGAUUCUGAUGUGGAGCUGUGGUGA
Lycium barbarum (goji berry) is the source of this 360-nucleotide messenger RNA. Its product is annotated as GTP-binding protein YPTM2-like. Lineage: Eukaryota; Viridiplantae; Streptophyta; Magnoliopsida; Solanales; Solanaceae. Gene Ontology annotation, molecular function: GTPase activity; GTP binding. The transcript is spliced from 2 exons. Bases 1 to 360 code for a protein of 119 amino acids. The record is from RefSeq and is a predicted model, not a curated record.